Messenger RNA from Telopea speciosissima, 2256 nucleotides. Its product is annotated as probable NOT transcription complex subunit VIP2. The record is from RefSeq and is a predicted model, not a curated record. Gene Ontology annotation, biological process: regulation of DNA-templated transcription; nuclear-transcribed mRNA poly(A) tail shortening. Bases 127 to 2028 code for a protein of 633 amino acids. The transcript has 15 exons. Gene Ontology annotation, cellular component: P-body; CCR4-NOT core complex. NCBI's taxonomy places the organism in Eukaryota, Viridiplantae, Streptophyta, Magnoliopsida, Proteales, Proteaceae.
GAUGGCUUUUCAGACUAGUGCGGUUCAGCAGGAAAGAAAACUCCCUUGUCAAGUCACAAUCAGGACAAGGAAGGGGUGCUUCUAGGCAAAGAAUGGUUUCCUGCAGAUCUUUUUGAUAUCUCCACAAUGUCUGGGCUACUUAAUUCUGCUUUGAAUGGGUCAACUUCAAAUCUCCCAGACACGACAGCUAGAUCCUUUGCGACAUCUUUUUCUUCCCAAUCUGCAUCUGGAGCAGCAUCCCCUGUUUAUCAUCACGCUGGAACCAUACAAGGGUUGCAUAACGUGCAUGGGAGUUUCAAUGUGCCCAACAUGCCAGGCACAGUAGCAUCAAGAAAUUCAACACUGAAUGGUGUCCCUUCAAGUGGCAUUCAGCAACCAAUGGGAAGCCUCUCUAGUGGACGAUUUGCAUCGAACAAUCUUCCUGUUGCUCUUUCACAGAUAUCUCAUGGCAACUCACAUGGACAUUCAGGGGUCACAAAUAGAGGAGGAUUGGGAGUCUCUCCAAUUUUGGGAAAUGCAGGUCCUCGAAUAACAAGCUCGAUGGGAAACAUUGUUGGCGGGGGCAACAUUGGAAGGAGCAUAAACUCUAGUGGAGGAUUGUCAGUACCUGGUCUUGCUUCACGCCUAAACUUGACUGCUAAUAGUGGAUCUGGAAGUCUGGGUGUGCAUGGACCUAACAGAUUAAUGAGUGGUGUGCUUCAACCAGCAUCACUGCAGAUGAUUUCAAUGCUUGGAAAUUCAUAUCCUACAGCUGGAGGCCCGCUACCUCAAAGCCAAGUCCAAGCAGGGAAUAAUUUAAGCUCAAUGGGAAUGUUUAAUGAUGUGAACUCCAAUGACAGUUCUCCUUUUGACAUGAAUGAUUUCCCUCAGUUGACUGGGCGCCCUAAUUCUGCUGGAGGGCCACACGGACAAUUUGGUUCUAUACGGAAGCAAAAUGUUGGUGUUAGUCCUAUCGUCCAACAGAACCAAGAAUUCAGCAUCCAAAAUGAAGAUUUCCCAGCUUUACCUGGAUUUAACGGAGGAAAUUCUGAUUAUGCAAUGGAUUUGCAUCAGAAAGAACAGCUUCAUGACAAUGCUGUGUCCAUGAUGCAGUCUCAGCACUACCCAAUGGGUAGGUCUGCUGGAUUCAACUUGGGGGGAACAUAUUCAUCUCAUCGUCCACAGCAACAGCAGCAACAUGCGCCAUCAGUCAGUGGCAGUGGGGUUUCCUUUACUCCUGCUAACAGUCAGGAUAUGCUCCAUUUACAUAACUCUGAUCAUUGGGUCCCAUCUUCCCAUGCGGCCUAUCAUUCACAGGUUCAGACUGGUGCUCAACCUGGAAUUGGAUUGAGACCUUUGAACUCUCCCAAUUCAGUAUCUGGUAUAGGCUCUUAUGAUCAGCUUAUUCAACAGUAUCAACAACACCAAAAUCAAUCACAGUUUCGGCUGCAGCAAAUGUCAGCUGUGAAUCAGUCGUUUAGAGAUCAGGGCCCGAAGUCAAUGCAGGUGCCACAAGCUGUUCCUGAUCGAUUUGGUUUGCUUGGUUUACUAAGUGUGAUAAAGAUGAGUGAUCCUGUCCUGAUGUCCCUUGCACUUGGAAUUGAUCUGACAACUCUUGGGCUAAAUUUGAACUCAACGGAUAACCUUCACAAAACUUUUGGUUCCCCAUGGUCCGAUGAGCCUGCCAAGGGAGAGCCAGAGUACAGUGUGCCAGAAUGUUAUUAUACUAAGCCACCACCUGUGCUACAUCAAAUGUAUUUUUCGAAGUACCAGUUGGAAACGUUGUUUUAUGUCUUUUACAGCAUGCCGAAAGAUGAGGCCCAGUUGUAUGCGGCUAAUGAACUGUGUAAUAGAGGGUGGUUCUACCACAAAGAAAACCGUCUAUGGUUCAUAAGGAUCACUAACAUGGAGCCACUUGUUAAGACAAACACUUACGAGAGGGGAUCCUACCUAUGUUUUGAUCCAAACACAUGGGAAACAGUUCGCAAGGAUAACUUUGUUCUCCAUUAUGAGUUGUUGGAGAAGAGACCAUUGCUACCUCAACAUUAACAGAACAUUUUGCAUGUAAAGGUUCAGGUCACGCCCCCCCCCCCCCCCAAAAAAAAAAAAGAAAAAGAAAAAGAAAAAGAAAGAAGAAGCUCAUUAGGCACAUUGCUGCCGUGUAAUUUAAUUUCUUUUUAUUUCAUUCGGUAACUAUAUAACUGGUUUCCUUCAUUUUGCUGCUCGUAGCUGUAGUUUGCCUACCUCAUUGGUCUAAAUGUCCAUAACUUCUUGGCC